AGAUUCAUGAACCUGACAGAGUUUAAUCAGUCUGAUCGUUGUGAGCAUUUCUUCUGUCCAGAGAGAUCUGUGUCUCCCAUACUUUAUAUCUUAUUGUACGCAUGUUCAGCUGCUGUGGUUCUGCUAACAGUGUGUGGAAAUCUGCUCAUCAUCAUCUCUGUUUUUUACUUUAAACAGCUUCAAACACCGACUAACAUGCUUGUGCUUUCCCUUGCGGUGUCGGAUUUCCUUGUGGGUGCUUUAGUGAUGCCACUGAUGUUAAUCUGGACGAUUGAGUCAUGCUGGAUUUUUGGAAAAGUUUUAUGCAUCAGUUUUUUUGUAGUUUCUGGUUUCUUCAUGACCAUAUCGAUCUAUAAUGUUACUCUUAUUGCUGUUGAUCGAUAUUUGGCUCUCUCACACCCAUUUCUGUACUUAAACACGAUCUCUAGGAGGACUACAUGCAUUGUAGUUUAUUGUAACUGGUGUGUGUUGGGGUUGUAUGUCACAGCAUUUUAUUAUUUUACUGGAACCUUUUCAAGUUUUGUAAUGUGUCCAGGAGAAUGUUUUUAUUUGCUAAAUGAGGUUUGGUCUGAGGUUGAUCUUGUAUUUUCCUUUAUAUUUCCACUUUCCAUCAUAGGAAUGUUGUAUAUUCGGGUUUUUGGCAUUGCUAAGAAACAUGCCACUGCUAUCCGAGAGCUUAAUAAUCACACGUGGCCUAAAAUCCACAUGAAAUCUGAGAGAAAAGCAGCAAAAGUUCUUGGCAUUUUAGUGUCUGUGUUUCUGGUUUGUUUACUUCCAUAUUUUAUUUACAGUUUAAUAGGGACUGUUAUUGAAAUCCAGGCAGAAACAUUAUUUAAAGUUUUGGCUGUGGUUCAUAUUAAUUCUUGCAUUAACCCUUAUAUUUAUGCUUUAUUUUACCCAUGGUUUAGGAAGUGUAUUAAAUUAGUUAUAACACUAAAAAUAUUUCAAACAGACUCUAAGUUCAUAAAUAUUCUUUCAUGA
This is a messenger RNA of Clarias gariepinus (North African catfish), 981 nucleotides long. RefSeq names its product trace amine-associated receptor 13c-like. Gene Ontology annotation, biological process: G protein-coupled receptor signaling pathway. The record is from RefSeq and is a predicted model, not a curated record. The transcript has a single exon. Gene Ontology annotation, cellular component: membrane. Gene Ontology annotation, molecular function: trace-amine receptor activity. NCBI's taxonomy places the organism in Eukaryota, Metazoa, Chordata, Actinopteri, Siluriformes, Clariidae. The coding region runs from base 7 to 981 and encodes 324 amino acids.